AUGAAGUUACACACUCUGCUUCUUGCGGCCGCGGCCGGUUCCGCGUUGGCGGCUCCCCAACACAAAAAGAGGGCGUCUGUCUUUGAAUGGUUCGGAUCCAAUGAGUCUGGGGCUGAAUUCGGGACUAAUAUCCCCGGAGUCUGGGGAACCGACUACAUCUUCCCCGACCCCUCGACCAUUGCCACCUUGAUCGACGAUGGAAUGACCAUCUUCCGGAUCCAAUUCAUGAUGGAGAGAUUGGUUCCAGACUCCAUGACCGGGUCCUAUGACGAGGAAUAUCUGACCAACUUGACGACAGUGGUAAAUGCCGUCACGGAUGCGGGCGUCCAUGCCAUUGUCGAUCCUCACAACUAUGGAAGAUACAACGGUGAGAUCAUCACCAGCACGUCGGAUUUCCAGACCUUCUGGGAGAACCUUGCGGGCCAGUACAAAGACAACGACCUGGUUAUCUUCGAUACCAACAAUGAGUACAAUACCAUGGAGCAAGACCUUGUGCUGGAGCUCAACCAAGCAGCCAUCGAUGGCAUCCGCGCCGCGGGUGCCACAUCCCAGUACAUCUUCGUCGAAGGCAACUCCUGGACCGGUGCCUGGACCUGGGUCGACGUCAACGAUAACAUGAAGAACCUGACCGAUCCGGAAGACAAGAUCGUCUACGAAAUGCACCAGUAUCUCGACUCCGACGGGUCCGGCACCUCGGAGACCUGCGUGUCCGAGACGAUCGGGGUGGAGCGGGUCACCGAUGCCACGCAGUGGCUCAAGGACAACAACAAGAUCGGUAUUCUGGGAGAGUAUGCCGGAGGUUCCAAUGAUGUGUGUCGGACAGCAGUGUCCGGGAUGUUGGAGUACAUGGCGAACAACACGGACGUGUGGAAGGGUGCAGUGUGGUGGGCGGCCGGACCCUGGUGGGGAGAUUACAUCUUCAGCAUGGAACCCCCGGAUGGAACAGCAUACACAGGCAUGUUGGAUAUUCUGGAACCGUAUCUGUGAGCGGGUCGGAGGAAGCUGUGCGUCGGAGAACUAUACGGAGUUUCUUAGUGUGGUGGUACACUGACUGACGUCACCAGAAUUGCUUUUUCAGAGUCUUCAACAGGGAUUCUGUUGAGUGAUGCCUGUACGGUAGAUAGGCGUGAGACAUGCAUAUU
Aspergillus sclerotioniger CBS 115572 is the source of this 1142-nucleotide messenger RNA. RefSeq names its product glycoside hydrolase family 5 protein. Gene Ontology annotation, molecular function: hydrolase activity, hydrolyzing O-glycosyl compounds. Bases 1 to 987 code for a protein of 328 amino acids. The record is from RefSeq and is a predicted model, not a curated record. Gene Ontology annotation, biological process: glucan catabolic process. The transcript has 6 exons. Lineage: Eukaryota; Fungi; Ascomycota; Eurotiomycetes; Eurotiales; Aspergillaceae.